This is a messenger RNA of Laetiporus sulphureus 93-53, 1165 nucleotides long. RefSeq names its product NAD-P-binding protein. The transcript has 5 exons. The record is from RefSeq and is a predicted model, not a curated record. NCBI's taxonomy places the organism in Eukaryota, Fungi, Basidiomycota, Agaricomycetes, Polyporales, Laetiporaceae. Bases 121 to 999 code for a protein of 292 amino acids.
ACACUCCAGAAGUGCAUUUUUGUUGCUCUUUCGUCGUCUAUCAUCGCUUAACGACAACGCGCAGGCGUCAUAUCCCGCAUAAUUGAAGAGUGCAGUUUGUUAGUCAGGCUGUCGCGACUCAUGACCAUCUUGAUAACUGGGGCCGCCGGGCGAACAUCCGGAUAUGUGAUAAAAGCGCUGCUUCAGUCAACUAACCCUGCUGCCCAAGAGCUUCGCCUGCUGGUGCGCUCCAAAAGUGCCAUUGAGAAGUUGCAGACAAAAUAUCCGCAGCUCCCGCGGUCCGCAUUUGUGAUCGCGGAUUACCUUGAGGCCAGCACACUCCCUGCUGCGGUCCAAGGAGUGGACGUCGUCUUCCACAAUGCUCCGGCGUUCCAUCCUCAGGAGACCGCUAUGGGCAUCGCGAUCAUCGAGGCCAGCAAGCAGGCAGGCGUGAAGCAUUUCGUCUACUGCAGCGUCCUUCAUCCCAUCUUGACCAAAUUGCUGAAUCACAAAGUCAAGCGCUACGUCGAGGAAUACUUGCUUGAAUCCGGUCUAAACUACACUAUUUUGGAGCCAUCUUCAUACAUGCAAAACGUGAAUCUGCAACAUGUUCUGGCAUAUUCCAAGCUUCCCGCCCCGUGGAGCCAGAAAACAUUGCAAGGUUAUCUCGACCUCGAAGACCUCGCUGCAGUCGCGUGCCUUGUCUUGUUAGAUCCGGAACCGCACAACCGUGCACGAUACGAACUUAUCGGACAAAACUGCACCCAAGAAGAUGUAGCGCGAGAGCUUUCGUCCCACCUAGGGCGCCAGAUCAAGUGCGAGCUGGUACCCAGGGAGCAGAUACUUGAUCGUGGCGUGUUCGCCUUCACGCUGCAGGGUGAUUACGCCGCGGAGGCCCUAGACAGGAUGUUGUAUUACUACGAUAAAAGGGGAAUUCCUGGAAAUAACAACGUACUCAGGUGGUUGCUGGGACGCGAGCCGACGACGUGGACGGCAUUGAUUCGCAGGGAGCUCCAGUGAGACUGUUGAGGUGACUGAGUAUGUCAGUUGUUGUGUCAGCGAAUAGCAUGGUGAUUGUAAAACUUGCUGGCGGCGGUUCUGCAUGGACUACCAUGAAAUGCACAGUAAUGAAGUUAUUAUGUGCACAUUGGGCAUCCGAAGUGUUACAGAAACCAUAACUGCCCAU